AUGGAGCCAUCUGAUGACUGCUUGUUGCGGGCUGAGAGACUGCUCGCCGAAACUCCGCUGAUCGAUAAAGAUGGGCAUAAUGACUUUCCGUAUAUGAUUCGUGGAUGGCACCUUGGCAAAGUCGGAGAUGUCGACGCUCGCCAAAUGGCGAUUGCCCACACUGACCUGGAUCGGCUACGAAUGGGUCGCGUUGGAGGCGUAUUCUGGAGUGCAUACGUACCUUGCCCAAAAGAAAACUCGACCAACAACUUCUCGACCGAUGUUCAUUACGAGAGCCUUCGAGAGACACUUCAGCAGAUUGACAUCAUCCAGACCUUGAUCGAACGAUACCCCGAUGCUUUGCAGCUCGCAGGAUCAUCGAAAGAAGUCUGGGAAGCUUUUGGCUCUGGUCGUGUUGCAAGCUUGAUUGGCGUCGAGGGCUUGCAUCAGAUUGCCAAUAGCGCCAGCGUCUUGAGAAACUUUCAUCGGCUGGGUGUGCGAUAUGUCACCUUGACGCAUGAUAGCAACAACCUCUACGCAGACUCAACUAACGCAGCUGCUUCCCAUCAUGGUGGAUUGUCCCAGCAAGGCGUCGAGAUGAUCCAAGAGAUGAAUCGUAUCGGCAUGAUCGUUGAUCUGUCUCACACGUCGAUCGAAGUUCAGAGACAGGCUUUGUCCAUCUCCAAGGCCCCGGUCAUCUUUUCUCACUCCUCUUGCUCUGCCGUAACGAAGCAUCCACGCAAUAGUCCAGACGAUGUCUUGGACUUGCUCAGAACCAACGGCGGAGUCUUCAUGGUCUCGUUCCUUCGCAAGCUCACCGACGCUGAUGAACCUACGCUAGCAAGAGUAGCAGACCACAUACAACACGUUGGAGAAAGAAUCGGGUAUGAACACGUGGGGAUCGGUUCGGACUUUGAUGGUACCAUGCAGACGCCCGAUGGACUGGAAGAUGUCUCAAGGUUCCCUUUCCUGAUCGCCGAGUUGCUGCGACGGGGUGUGCCUGAUGAGUCUGUCAAGGAUCUGGCGGGUCGGAACGUGCUUCACGUGAUGGAUGAAGUGCAACGAGUGUCGGCAGAAUUGAUGAGAAACGACGCAAAGAUGCUACAUGAUGACAUUGAGCCGAUAUGGGACGAGAAGGUCAGAGAGGAGGUCAAGAGGGUGCGCGGCAUUGUCGAAUGA
This is a messenger RNA of Trichoderma reesei QM6a, 1158 nucleotides long. RefSeq lists its product as uncharacterized. Gene Ontology annotation, molecular function: metallodipeptidase activity. Lineage: Eukaryota; Fungi; Ascomycota; Sordariomycetes; Hypocreales; Hypocreaceae. The transcript has 6 exons. Bases 1 to 1158 code for a protein of 385 amino acids. Gene Ontology annotation, biological process: proteolysis. The record is from RefSeq and is a predicted model, not a curated record.